AUGGAUUAUCAGAACCGUGCCGGCUCCAAAUUCGGCGGCGGCGGCGUCGCCUCAACCUCAGCAACAAACGCAGACCGACGAGAACGCCUGCGCAAACUCGCCCUCGAGACUAUCGACCUAGACAAGGACCCCUACUUCUUCAAAAACCAUGUCGGCUCCUUUGAAUGUCGUCUCUGUCUCACAGUUCACCAAAAUGAUGGCUCCUACCUCGCACACACCCAGGGGCGCAAGCAUCAAACGAACCUGGCGCGGCGCGCAGCGCGGGAGCAGAAGGAGGGAAGAGCAGGUACGGAUCCAGUUACGGGAUUACCGAUAGGGAUGGUGGGCGCGCAGGUCAGUGUUAGGAAGAAUAUGGUGAAGAUUGGACGGCCUGGGUACAAGAUUACGAAGACAAGGGACCCGGUUACGAGACAGCAGGGCUUGCUAUUCCAGUUGCAGUAUCCUGAAGCCUCGCCGGAUGUAGAGCCCAAGGUCAGAUUCAUGAGUGCGUUUGAGCAGAAGGUGGAUGAUCCGCCAGACAAGAACUUUCAGUAUAUGUUGGUUGCGGCAGAGCCGUAUGAGACAUGUGGAUUCAAACUUCAGGCGCGCGAGGUGGACCGUACGAAUGAUCGGUUCUGGACGUGGUUUGAUGCGGAUUUGAAGGAGUUUUGGGUGCAAGUUAUGUUCAAGACGGACAGAGAAGAAAGGUAUAGCGGUGUUCCUGGUUUGGCACCUUCAGGACAUGCCAGACGAUGA
Molecule: messenger RNA, 735 nt
Organism: Lachnellula hyalina
Lineage: Eukaryota; Fungi; Ascomycota; Leotiomycetes; Helotiales; Lachnaceae
Gene: sap62
Product: Pre-mRNA-splicing factor
Exons: 1
Coding region: 1-735 (244 amino acids)
Biological process (GO): spliceosomal complex assembly
Cellular component (GO): nucleus; catalytic step 2 spliceosome; U2 snRNP
Molecular function (GO): nucleic acid binding; zinc ion binding
Source: RefSeq, a predicted model, not a curated record